GGCCAAUGAUUGCUAACCGAUUGCUUGUUAGCUCGAAUGGAAAUGUCCGUCACUUCCACAUUGUUUUCAUUAGAUGUGUGAUUGAACGCAUGCUGCUCAUCAGGACGCUUCUGCCUGGCGGAAUUUCAAAAAUAAGUGUUAAAACAUUCCGGCCUGGCCACGUCUGUCUCUGCUGUGCGUGACAAAGAGCAGGCCAGUGCAGACGCGGGUCCCAGUGGAUUUAAAAUGAGGAAUUUAUGCGAGGGACAUUAUGUACCUGAAUAAUUUACCUUCAAAAGAUGGACGGAGACAGCUCAACCACAGACGCCUCUCAGCUGGGCAUCACAGGAGAAUACAUGGCUCCCAGUCAUUAUGUUCUCCAAUCCCAGGAUGAUGAUGGAGAGGAGAACAUGAAUGACCAUGAGGACAGUGGCAUCAAGGAGAACUACAGGGAGCAGGACAUUUACCUCCCUAUUGCCAAUGUGGCUCGCAUUAUGAAGAAUGCUGUUCCACAGACUGGAAAGAUCGCAAAAGACGCCAAAGAGUGUGUGCAGGAGUGCGUGAGCGAGUUCAUCAGCUUCAUCACGUCUGAAGCAAGCGAGCGCUGCCACCAAGAGAAGAGGAAAACCAUCAACGGGGAGGACAUCCUGUUCGCCAUGUCCACGCUGGGCUUCGACAUGUACGUGGAUCCCCUGAAGCUCUACCUGCAGAAGUUCAGAGAGGCAAUGAAGGGGGAGAAAGGGAUGUCAGGGGUGGGCGUAGGGGAAAGCCUGGGUGAGGACCUCACGGACGACGGCUUCACGAAUCAGCUUCCAGCUGGGAUUAUCACAUCAGAUGGUCAGCAGCAGAAUGUUAUGGUAUACACCACCUCAUAUCAACAGAUUCCCACUGUACAGCAGAUCCAGUUUUCAUGACGAGCACGAAAACCAGGCCCAAAUGCUGGGGUUUUGCUCGGGGCACAUGCUCACCUGAUGACCUCUGACCCUUCCACUGGGAAAGGCUAUCAAAUAGAUAGGAAGGGAAGCAUCCAGAGAAGCCCUCGUGUACAGAGAAAUCACUACCUGUUUAGUAGAGUGUGUAGUUUCUAUUUGUGAGGUACCAAAUGUCUGGGAGGACUUCCAAGUUUGCUGGGAAUGCAAGGCUUUAUUUUAGGACUAGUCCUCUUACAUGAUUUAGUGUUGAAUUUUGUUUGUGCUUGUGUAUUAAUGUGUUUGCUUUUAUGCAUUUUUGAUGUAUUUCAGUUCAGGGGAGGGUUAGAGAGGGGUAACUAAGGGAGGGAUUUCUUUUCAGGCUUAUUUUUGAACGCUUGUCGUUACCGCCACAUUAGAUCAAGCAGCUCUUUUGUAAGUGAACACAGUUGACUCAUGUGCUUUAAUGUUAUGGAAACAUUUUGAAUAAAAAUUCAAACGUGA
Girardinichthys multiradiatus is the source of this 1391-nucleotide messenger RNA. RefSeq names its product nuclear transcription factor Y, beta a (gene nfyba). Gene Ontology annotation, cellular component: CCAAT-binding factor complex; nucleus. Gene Ontology annotation, molecular function: DNA-binding transcription activator activity, RNA polymerase II-specific; protein heterodimerization activity; RNA polymerase II cis-regulatory region sequence-specific DNA binding. The record is from RefSeq and is a predicted model, not a curated record. Gene Ontology annotation, biological process: regulation of transcription by RNA polymerase II. The coding region runs from base 279 to 893 and encodes 204 amino acids. The transcript has 7 exons. Lineage: Eukaryota; Metazoa; Chordata; Actinopteri; Cyprinodontiformes; Goodeidae.